Styela clava is the source of this 1549-nucleotide messenger RNA. RefSeq lists its product as uncharacterized. The record is from RefSeq and is a predicted model, not a curated record. NCBI's taxonomy places the organism in Eukaryota, Metazoa, Chordata, Ascidiacea, Stolidobranchia, Styelidae.
UAUCAAUGUGACUUAGUGAUAAUAUAGUGUGAUUUAGUAUUAAAAAUCAUAUCUAUUCUAUAACGCGUGUAUAUUCUGCUAUUCAGCUUUAGAGCAGUUGAAAAACAGUAAACGGCACGUGAAAAUAAAAGGACUAUUAUAUAUAUAUAUCGUAUCCGUUCAAAGUUUUGAAUGAAAUGACUGGCAAUCGGUUGUGCUUAACUGUGGACACAAAUGAAAUACUCCGUUUGGAGAAAUUACUAUAUUAAACAGAAUGCUAUAGCUAUAAUAUAAAUACAUUACUACAUUCGUUGUUCUCUAUUAUUUUGAACCCAAAGCCUUCGGUAGAUGAACUGGACCUGGUUUGAAGUUGUAGGGAUAUAUAUAUAUAUAUGUUUUUAUUAGUUCAUUUAUGUAGCACAUGUAUUAACUCGCUGUAUUAGAUAGGGUGAACGUAUUUAGUACAUUUUGUUUAUAUUAAAUAUCAUACACAAUAUUAAUUAUGUUUGGAGAUUCCAUUAAAAAAAGUAUAAAACGAAGUCGAAAAUCAAGUGGCGACAAGGAAGAGAUCAUACUACACGACGAUUACGACAAAGAGUCAGAUCAAAGUUCAACUUCAAAUAACAAAACAACAAAAAUGCAGGAUCAAGACAAAUCCACUGAUUCCCGAAAAAACUCGUCAACGUUUGAAAUGAAUCAGAAACAAGGAAAGUGUGGUGCUUGUAAUCCUGCAAUGGAACUGGAUGAAACAGAUUUGACAAUGAUCGGAGAUGGAGGGCCUUUUCAGCGAUCAAUAUCUAUAUCAAAUCCAGAAGCUGUGGAUUUGGACGAACUUGUGAAGAAAUUACGGGAAAGAUUUCAAAAGAAAGUCAGAAAGUGUGAAGUUCGAAUUAAAUUCUACUCUGGUUGUGAAUCUCUGAUGACAUUAGCACUUCUGUCUCUCCAAGUUUUACAAAUGGCAAUACAGCCACUCAGAGAUGUCUGGCUUUCUAAUGAAACUCUCGUUAUCCUACAAAACAUUCUAAUAGCAAUUACGGCGCUACUUGCUGGACUACAACUGAAGAUGAAAUUCAAUGAUAGAGCCGAUAGAUAUAGAAAAGGUGUGAAAAUUUAUCAUCACUUGCUAAAAAUCACAUCAUACUACAGCAUCAUGGCAGAAAGUGGUGGAAGACCUGACUAUGAAAACUCAAUAAGACUUUGGCAAGAAGCAUUGAACAAAGAACUUGUAUCUUUAGAAAGCGAUAACGAUUCGUAAAAUCCCAUAAUAAACAUUGAAGCUGUGUUAUACCAAACUAACCACAAAUAUUACGAUAGUAGACAUUUCUGGAAAUAUUACCCAUUUUAAAAGCAAUGAUAGGGUUACGAUGAUUUUAGUAGUUUAUAAACUGUAUUUCACACUAUACCAGAAAUUUGAGGUUAAAAUAUAUCUUAGAUGAUCAUCUGUGACCAAUCGUUGUAUGUAGAAAACCGUUUCCUUGUUUAUCGGUACUACGUCCAGUUGACUGCGUAUCUUCAAACGUUAAUGUAUCCGUACCAAUUUAGUGUUGCAAAUAUAUGUAUAUUCUGGAAA